AUGGGUGAUAGAUUGGAGGUGGUGGUACAUCAUGGGGGGUGGUUUGAAGAGUUUGAUCACAAUGGGUAUGUUGGAGCAGAUGUAAGUUGGUUUGUUGAUGAAGAUUAUUUUUCGUAUUUUGAGUUUGUUGGAGAGAUUAAGAAGAAAUUGAAAUACCCAAGUAUAGACACAAUGUGGUUUUAUGACCCACAAGAUGUAAAUGAGUUGGUUUUGUUGGAGGAUGAUAUGGAUGCAAAUAGAAUGAAAAAUAUAGCACGAAUGGAUGGAAGAGUCCACCUGUAUCUUAUGCAUCCAAUGGCUGAGCCUGAAUUCAUUGAAGCGAUUGAAUAUGGGCCUAUUGAGGGGGUAAAUGAAAAUGGGCCUGCAGAGGGAGUAAAUGAAAAUGGGCCUGCUGAGGGAGUAAAAGAAAAUAGGCCUGUUGAGGGAGUAAAUGAAUAUGGUCCAACUGAUGACUUAAAUGAUAAUGGGCCAAGUGAGGGAGUCAAUGAAACUGGCCCAACUGGCCCUACCGAGGGAGAUAAGGUUGGCCCUACUGCUGAAAAAGGGAAAGGUGUGAGAAUUGAUGAUGAUGUUAUUGAUGAUUUAUUAAAUGAAGUUGAGUAUGAUGAAGACAGUGAAGAUAGUGCCCUGGGAAUACACUUUGAUGAUUCAGAAGAAGAUUGUUUGCUUGAAGAUAACUUUGAGACUGUUGCGGAUGAGACUGUUGUGGAUGAAAAUGUUGUUGAUGAACCUGUGACCAAGGGAAAGGGAAAGAAAGGUAAGAAAGUGAGGCAAGAGUGUAAUGUUAGCAAACCAACAAGCAAGAAGGGAAGACCAAAAAAGAAGAAUAAUAACUCUAAUAUAUAUACUGUUGUUCAAGGUGCACAACAAACUGCACAAGGUGAUGAGUUAUUUGAAGAAGAUGUUGGGAAUAUUGACAAGAGUAAAUAUAAAGCCUUUGUUGGAGGAUUGAGUGAUAUUGAGGAUUAUAAUAGUGAGGAGCUAGAUAGUGGAAGUGACAGUGACAUUGAGAAUGAAGUUGAGGAUAGUGAGGAUGAAGAUGAGCAUGACACAGAAUGGCCUAGUAAUUACAAAUUGCCAACCUUUAAGAUGCCAUCAUCAAUGAGAGAUUAUAAGUGGGAGUCGGGAAUGUACUUUGCUUGUAAACAAGAGUUUCAAGAAGCAAUAAGAUGUUAUGCAAUCCAGUCUCAAAGAGCUAUUAAAUAUAAGAAGAAUGACAAGAAGAGGAUAAGGCUGAUUUGUAAAAGUGGUUGUGUAUGGAAUGCUUACUGUUCACAUAUUCCAGGGCAAGAAACUUGGCAAUUGAUGUUUGUUAAAGAUGAGCAUAAGUGUAAUAGGGAACCUAAGGUCAAAAUGCUUAGUGCCAAAUGGUUGGGAAAAAGAUUACAUAAGAAGGUUAAAGAGAAUCCCAAUUUGAAAUUGAUUAAUAUUAUGGAGAAAACACAACAAAAAUGGAAUUUAAAGAUAUCUAAGAGCAAAGCAUCUAAAGCCAGGGGUAUUGCUUUUGAUUUAGUAGAUGGGUCAUUUAGAGAACAAUACACUAGGUUUUAUGACUACUCCCAUGAAUUACUAAGAUCAAACCGUGGUUCAACAGUUAUAGUCACUACUACACCAUUUCAAGGUGAUGAGGCUGACUUGGAACAUCCUGAAAGGCCUUUGUGUCCACAUUUCCAAAGGGCUUACAUUUGUUUCAAGGGAUGUAAGGAAAGUUUUUUAAUUUGUAGGCCAAUAAUUGGUUUAGAUGGGGCAUUUCUUAAAGGAUAUUAUGGUGGUCAGAUACUAGCUGCAAUUGGAAGAGACCCUAAUGAUCAAAUGCUACCCAUUGCAAUUGCUGUGGUUGAGGGUGAAACAAAAGAGACUUGGAAAUGGUUUUUGGAGCUGUUAACUAAUGACUUAGGAGGCACAAGAGCUUGUUCUUUAAUCACUUUCAUAAGUGACCAACAAAAGGGACUACUUCCAGCAAUGGAUGAGUUACUUCCAGGUGUUGCCCACAGAUUUUGUGUCAGACACUUGUACAACAAUUUCAAAAAGAAAUUUCCUGGAAAGAAAUUAAAGGAAUUGAUGUGGAAGGCUGCAAAUGCAACUUAUGUUAAUGCAUGGCAUAGGGAGAUGCAAGAGAUCAAGACUAUAAAUAUUGAGACAUUGGAGCAAAUCAUAUUUCACACCUGA
Trifolium pratense (red clover) is the source of this 2169-nucleotide messenger RNA. RefSeq lists its product as uncharacterized. The record is from RefSeq and is a predicted model, not a curated record. Lineage: Eukaryota; Viridiplantae; Streptophyta; Magnoliopsida; Fabales; Fabaceae. Bases 1 to 2169 code for a protein of 722 amino acids. The transcript is spliced from 3 exons.